Molecule: messenger RNA, 585 nt
Organism: Sphaeroforma arctica JP610
Lineage: Eukaryota; Ichthyosporea; Ichthyophonida
Exons: 1
Source: RefSeq, a predicted model, not a curated record
AUGGCCUCGCAUUGUGAUGAGGACACCUCCAAUGCCCCUCCCACACAUGUGUCGUGGUCGGACGGGCGGAUAUGGAUCUUAGACUACCACACGCCUAGUACGGUACCUACCACACCCACUCCGUCGGCUGUGGACGGUCAGAUGAAUGGGGAUGGCCUCUCCACGACGACUUCUGUUGCGGCUGAGACAGAGACUGGUACUAGCACAUACGGGGCGGUGCACGCACAUGCAUAUGCGUCUGUGCAUGUCCCUGCAGCCUCUACCACUGCACAUAGUAACAGAGGCGACAAAGAAGCACAGACCGAGACAGUGGACUUUAGUACAGCUGUGGGUGUGGAGGAGAGUGCGAGUGUAGGCGAUGAGAGUGUGCUGCAGAUGGGCAGUCCUUCUUGUGACAGUGGUGCAGGCGGGAGCGCCCAGGACGCUCGGCUAUUAGUAGAACCCGAGCUAUUAAUAGAACCCGAGCUAUCAAUAGAACAACCCAACCGCAAGGCACCAGUGAAUGAAGCUGCGGUGCGGGAUUGGAUUGUGAUGGACACUUGGUUUGCGGAGGAGGCGGAUAGUUCGCCCAUGCCGAGUGCAAAG